UACUUCUCUUUCUGUUCAACAUGACUGCUGCAACUGGUGGGAAUAGCUAUGGUGGUUACGAUGCGGCGUUUGUACAGCCACUGGAUAAAGAGCUCGAGUGUCCUAUCUGCCUUUAUAGCUACAGACUCCUUGCGGUCAUUUCAUGCUGCGUGGACGAAAUCACAGAAGGGGGAAUGCCUAGCUGUCCGCUGGAUAACAAGGUGGAAAGGAGAAGAGAGGUCUUUUUGGAUAAAAUUCACGAGCGUAAGGUUCUUGAUCUAGACGUGAAAUGCAAUAAUCAUAGUGAAGGAUGUACAUGGAUUGGAGAGCUGCGUAAUUUGAAGAUGAAGAAGAAAGAUGUCAGUGAUCAUGAAGACAAGUGCAGCAAAGAGCAUAUGCGUUUGCUCUUAAAGAAUGUUGAGGAUCUGAAAGCUCAGUUUCGAUGUCGACCUUCCAAAUCCUGCAAAUUCAUGUGGAGUAGAAAACUGGAGCGAAGCCGUUGAAAAAUGCUAAAAUGGAAAAAUUAAUACAUAUGAAUAGCAGUGCGUUCUACACAGGCUAUCCAGGAUACCAAUUAUGCAUGAGAGUUGUUCCGAAUCAUUAUGAAACAGGUAGAGGCAAUCGUGUGGGUGUGAGUCUAGUGAUCAUAAAAGGUGACUUUGAUCAUCAAUUGCACUGGCCAUUUUCGUAUUCUUACAGACUGACGGUUAUUGACCAGCAGCCUAAUGGCAAAAAUAUGACCAAGUUGAUUGAUCCAACAAAGGAGCCACCAGAUUCAAAGAGACACUCUGAGAGGAAAACUAAAUCUUUAGUGUCAUGGGGUUUUCUGACUGUAAUAGUCAUUUGGAUUUGACAAAACAAGCAUACAUCAGAGACGACUCUCUUUUCGUAAGGGCUGCAAUUCUGAUCUGAAAAUGAAAAAUCACUAGUUCAAUUGUUGGUAUUUAACAGCAGGUCAUUUUGAAUACAUGUGAGUUCAUAUACCACAAACUUGAUUCAGAACAGUAGUUUUCAUGGAUAUGUCAUAGUUGUUAGAUGUUGUGUGCAAUUGUUUUGUAUUUAUGUAUCAGUUGCUGCUGAGGUAGUAUACUACCCACCUGCUGACUUGCAAUGAUUAGAAAUGGCAGUUCCUGUUCAAUGCUACCUACACAUUAGACAGUGUAAAUAU
Molecule: messenger RNA, 1147 nt
Organism: Corticium candelabrum
Lineage: Eukaryota; Metazoa; Porifera; Homoscleromorpha; Homosclerophorida; Plakinidae
Product: TNF receptor-associated factor 6-like
Exons: 4
Coding region: 21-482 (153 amino acids)
Source: RefSeq, a predicted model, not a curated record